Molecule: messenger RNA, 494 nt
Organism: Merops nubicus (carmine bee-eater)
Lineage: Eukaryota; Metazoa; Chordata; Aves; Coraciiformes; Meropidae
Gene: EDF1
Product: endothelial differentiation-related factor 1
Exons: 3
Cellular component (GO): nucleus
Molecular function (GO): DNA binding
Source: RefSeq, a predicted model, not a curated record
GGGCAGCAGGCCAAAACAAACAACACUUCAUUACAAAGAACACGGCCAAGCUGGACCGGGAAACAGAGGAGCUGCACCAUGACAGAGUUCCCCUGGAAGUGGGCAAAGUGAUCCAGCAAGGCCGACAGAGCAAGGGCAUGACACAGAAAGACUUGGCCACCAAAAUCAAUGAAAAGCCACAAGUUAUUGCUGACUACGAGUCGGGCAGAGCAAUCCCCAAUAACCAGGUGAUGGGCAAGAUCGAGAGAGCCAUUGGCCUUAAGCUGCGUGGGAAGGAUAUUGGCAAACCCCUGGAAACCGGCCCCAAAGGGAAAUGACAACAAAGCCUCGAAAUCAGUUUGUUCAGACUGAUCUCCUCUGGCUGGUUCUCAACCACCAGAAUCUCUCUUUGUAUUGCCAAGCUGAACAAGAGGGUUUCAGACUUGCUUUGGGGGGGAAAUCUGCUGAAUCUGUACCUGCUGUAAAAAGGCAACCUUAAAGAAGCGAUUUUCCUG